Molecule: messenger RNA, 1197 nt
Organism: Vollenhovia emeryi
Lineage: Eukaryota; Metazoa; Arthropoda; Insecta; Hymenoptera; Formicidae
Product: general transcription factor II-I repeat domain-containing protein 2A-like
Exons: 3
Coding region: 1-1197 (398 amino acids)
Source: RefSeq, a predicted model, not a curated record
AUGGAUAAGGACCAAAGACGUUAUAAAGUUAAACAUUCAAAUGAGUAUUCGCAAUAUGUGGAUGAGGAGAAAUUUAACUUAAUUGAAGGUUUAAAAUUAAUUUAUCAAGAAGGUCGUAGUCCGAAUUCUGAUACCGUCAAUGCUACACCUUCGGCAAACGCUCUUACAGCAUCGUAUGCAAUUUCAAAUCUUAUCGCGAAAAAUACCAAGCCGUUUUGUGAAGGGAAAUUUGUAAAAGAAUGCCUCAUCGCAGCAGUAGAGUCGUUUGGAAAUUCACUGACUCUUGAAGAAGCUGCUAGCAUUCCUUUAAGUGAUAAAACAGUAAAGUCCCGAAUUAUUGAUAUUGCUUCUUCCUUAGAAAGAAAAUUAAAAUCUCUAUUAGAAUCUUGUCGGUUCUUUUCUUUGUGUCUUGAUGAGAGCACCGAUAAUCGACAUAUAAGUCAAUUGAGUAUUUUUGCUCGAAUCGUGCAAAACGAUUUUUCGUAUGUCGAGGAGCUCUUAGAUUUUGUUCCACUACAUGAUACAACAACGGGUCUCGAUAUUUUUAAAGCUGUAAACCAAAGUCUUGAAAAAUUUGGCAUUGAUUUCUCUAAAUGUUCAGCUAUCGUCACUGAUGGCGCAAGAGCAAUGAUAGGUUCGAAAAAUGGAUUCUCCGGUCAAGUAAAGCAGCGAGGUUUUAAGUUCCCUGUCAUUCAUUGCAUAAUCCAUCAAGAAGCGUUAUGUGGGAAAGUUGUAAAACUAUGCACCGCAAUGCAAACCGUCACCAAAAUUAUUAAUACAAUUAAGGGCGGACACAAAUUCCUUUCACAUCGAAAGUUUCAACACUUUCUCGAGGAACAUAACGCAACUUAUACAGAUGUGCCUUUAUAUUGUGAAGUUCGGUGGCUCAGUGCAGGAAAAUGUUUACAAAAGUUCUUUGCUAUAAGAAAAGAGAUCUUCCUUUUCUUGCAAGACAAAUUUUCUGCAAAAUGUGAUGAAUUUGAAAAAUUUAAAAUAUUCUUCGAAGAUUUGGACUCGCUUUGCGAGCUUGCUUUUAUAACAGAUAUAACAAACCAUUUAAAUACUCUAAAUCUAAAGCUGCAAAAGACCGAUCAAACAAUUUCGCACCCACCGACCGAACCUUGGAAUCUCAAAGCUAUCCGUAGCCCAAAAAUUCCAACGUUACAAAUGGCGCCCGAACAGGGACUCGAAGAGUGA